GCUCUGGGUAUACCAGCUCACAAGGGAUGGCGGUUUCGCCGUCGUUCUGUGGGAACGAUGAGUCGCUAGCCAUGAGUGACUGUGGAAGUCCUUUCGGCGAGUUUCAAGGCGAGGAGCAGCAAAUGCUGGGCGAACCCUCGUAUCAACCGGGCGUUGGCAGCCAGGCUAUUCCGAGAACCAUGGGCCAAGGUAAAAUGUCGUCUUAAAAAGAAGAUGUAAUUUUUGUCACGAGCUAAUUCACGAGAAACAGAAAUCCCGGAUAUCGACCCUCAGCUUUUGGCCUGGGAGAGCGGCUUAUAUCAGUUUCAGGCACCGGAAGAGGACGAGCCAUUGGCCAGCAUGGCCCUGGCCGGAGAUCCUGCAAGGCAAACAUGGGCACACUUGUCAUACAGGGAUGGUCCCGGAGUCUCAAAUCAAGGAGAGGCACUCUCCUAUGGAGGCUUCAUUGAGACUGGACAGUUGCAGUAUCAACAACCGAGAACUUUGAGUGCUCACCAAUCCCCAGUCAUCCAACGCAGUAUACAUGCUAGUGAUGAAUUGGCCGGUGGCUCGAGCCAUGUACUGGAGAGCCAGCCCCGUAUCAAUUAUAGUCUCCUCCACGCUCAUGUUGUGCCAACGAGCAUCAGGAAGCAGAAGAAGGGUCGUGGUGGACGGCAGCCUGGCUCUCACCUGCCGGCCGAUGAUGCAGCAAAUGCACGUUCUGUGCGGGGUGUGGGCUCAUGUUGGCGGUGCUCCUUUCAGAAAACGAAAUGUUCAACGCAUAUGACGUGUUCGACCUGCAGUGCCAUUGUUAAUUUCCGGACCUGGCCCCUAGGGUGUGAGCGCCGGUCCAUCAAGGAUAUGUUACGGAACUCUCUUGUUCCAGGUGAGUAGAAAAACCCGGCAUGGAGUCUAGCAAUGGUUGAGGAUCCACUGUUCUGAUAUCUUGUGGUAAUUCGAGAAAGAUUGCUUUGAGAGUCGUCUCACGAAAUCUGCGGUACUAGAGUUUGUCAAGGAUACCGUCCAGUGUCCCACUGGCAAGAAGUUUCCUCUCACGCUCAACGCUGGCUUUGGGAG
Messenger RNA from Penicilliopsis zonata CBS 506.65, 1056 nucleotides. RefSeq lists its product as hypothetical. Bases 340 to 873 code for a protein of 177 amino acids. The record is from RefSeq and is a predicted model, not a curated record. The transcript has a single exon. NCBI's taxonomy places the organism in Eukaryota, Fungi, Ascomycota, Eurotiomycetes, Eurotiales, Aspergillaceae.